Molecule: messenger RNA, 468 nt
Organism: Rangifer tarandus platyrhynchus (Svalbard reindeer)
Lineage: Eukaryota; Metazoa; Chordata; Mammalia; Artiodactyla; Cervidae
Source: the annotation of a GenBank genome assembly
AUGACAAGCUGUUCUCUAGAUGUGGCUCAGAGAGCCGCUGUCAGAAGUGGUUUGCAAGAAGGACGCGAACCAGCAUGGGCAGCGGAGGCAAGCCUGCCGGCGGGCAGGCCGCAGGGACGGCGCGACCGACACCACGGCUGUCCCCACCACAGCGGCCACCCAGCAGUGACGAGCGUCACAGAGGGCGGACCUAGACUGCAGGCUGUGCGCGUCAUCCGGCCAGUGGUGUCCGACGGGACGGAGGCGCGGAGCUGGAGGAAGACGAUUAAGGAAAAUGAAGUCAAAGUGCACGGGGUUAAUGAUUUGCUGCUUCGUUUGCUGGGGGCUUUACCCUUGCAAACAUCCAGGAAGAACCCCGAGGCAGGCCUGCAGGACGUCGGAUCGUGGUCUGCGAUGACUGUUCAUGACGGGGCUGCCGGAGGCGGCUGUGAUGGGCUGCCCGACCUGGCAGGACUGGCCUGCGGCUGA